This is a messenger RNA of Penicillium verhagenii, 1755 nucleotides long. RefSeq names its product tannase. The record is from RefSeq and is a predicted model, not a curated record. Lineage: Eukaryota; Fungi; Ascomycota; Eurotiomycetes; Eurotiales; Aspergillaceae. Bases 1 to 1755 code for a protein of 584 amino acids. The transcript has a single exon.
AUGAAGUUUCAACGGAGUCUGUUGGCCGGUGGCCUCGGACUUGCAACCGUUCAUGCCGCAAGCUUGAAGGAUGUGUGUACCACCACGUACGCCAAAAAGGCCCUGCCUGCCUCCGACGAGUUCCAAGGCCUGACCUUGGAUGCUUCUUCCAUCACUGCCAAUGCAGUCUACAAUGCAUCCACCACCGACGAAGAUAACUGGCCCGAUGUUUAUGGCUUCGACUACUGCAAUGUCACUUUGACAUACUCCCACAACGGCAUCGAGGACGACCAGGUUUUGCUGGAGCUCUGGUUCCCGGCGCCGGACAAGUUCGAGAACCGCUGGUUGUCUACCGGUGGAUUUGGUUAUGCCAUCAAUGGCGAUGGAAGUGAUCUUCCUGGUGGUGUCAUCUAUGGCGCCGUGUCUGGUCAAACGGAUGGUGGAUUUGGUGGCUUCAGUGCCGAGCUCGACGACGUGUUCCUGUUGGCCAACGGUACUAUCGAUCGCCAGGCUCUCUACAUGAUGGGUUACCAGGCUCACUACGAGAUGAGUUUGAUCGGUAAGGCGUUCAGCAAGAACUUCUACGAUAUGAGUGACUCGGAGAAGCUGUAUGCCUACUACCAGGGUUGCUCCGAAGGUGGUCGUGAAGGUUGGAGCCAGGUCCAGCGCUUCCCUGAGGAGUGGGAUGGCGCUGUCAUUGGUGCCCCUGCUAUCCGUAUGGGCCAGCAACAGACAAACCACCUUUAUGCUAACCUGGUUGAGCACACCAUGGGUUACUACCCUCCCCCUUGCGAGUUGGAGAUGAUCAACACCCUUACCAUCAAGGCCUGUGAUGGUCUUGACGGAAAGAUCGACGGUGUCGUCGGCCGUACCGACCUCUGCAAGCUGCAUUUCAACAUCAACUCCACUAUCGGCCACCCCUACCACUGCGCCGCCUCUUCCUCCACCACGGUCUUGAAGCGCUCCCAAACUAACACCGUCCCCGCUCAGAACGGAACUGUCUCUGCUGCCGGUGUCGCUGUGGCCGCUAAGAUCCUCGACGGUCUCCACACCCUCGACGGCAAGCAGGCCUACAUCUACUACCAGCCUUCCGCUGACUUCGAAGAUGCCGCUACCCAGUACAACUCCGAGACCGGCAAGUGGGAGCUUGAUAUCACCUCCCUAGGUGGUGAAUGGGUUGCCCGAUUCCUUAACCUCGUCGACGCCGACAAUAUCGAUUCCUUGGACAACGUCACCUACGACACCAUGACCGAGUGGAUGGUUGAGGGCUGGCAACGCUACGAGGAUGUCCUGCAGACCACCUGGCCUGACCUGACUCCUUUCCAGAAGGCCGGCGGUAAGAUCAUCCACUACCACGGCGAAUCUGAUCCCAGUAUCCCGACCGGUUCCUCCGUUCACUACCACGAGACGGUGCGCAAGAUCAUGUAUGGCGAUAUGACCUUUGAGGAGGGCACCAAGGCCUUGAAUGACUGGAACCGUCUGUACCUGAUCCCAGGUGCGGCACACUGCUCUCCCAGUCUUGACCAGACCAACGGUCCUUUCCCUCGUACCACCCUCGAGACUCUGAUCGAGUGGGUUGAGAACGGCGACAAGCCGGAUCGUUUGAACGCGACCAUCAUGUCUGGUGAUUAUGAGGGCGAGCAGCAGAAUCUGUGUGCUUGGCCUCAGCGUCCUCUGUGGAAGAACAACGGUACUACUCUGGACUGUGUGUUUGACCAGAAGUCAUACGACACUUGGGUGUAUGACUUCGAUGCCUACGACGUGCCUCUGUACUAA